CGGCAUUCUUAUGCCAUACUCCCCACACACUAUUCCGGCAACGUGAUCAAAUUGGGCAAACCCUGGACUCAGUAAUUUUAAUCUAAUUAAUGAGAGUAAUCAAGUUUUGGGAGCCUACUUGUUCUACACAAAAUCUGGUUCAACUGGCUACAAUGUCAGAGUUCAUAUAUAUCUGGGCACUCACCCAGUGGAACGAGCCGCUUCAAAAGCUGCGCCAACCCGUGCCAACUCCGAGCGGAACUGAAGUCCUUCUGACCUUCACACUGCUGAAGGAAUCUACGACGCGGGCGGAGGGAAGCGCCUCUACGUCAAAGAUCGCGGCAUCCAGCUGCCUGUCGCUCUGGGCCAUGAAGUAUUCCGAGAGGGGCCUUGGGACAUUUCGACAUGGAGGAUCUGCCGAGUACGUCCUGGUUCCGCACCCCAAAUACUUGGUCGACCUGGGAGAUCUUGACCCUGCUGUGGCGUGCACCUUUGGCUGCUCAGGAAUCACCACUCUCAGUGCGGUGAGCAAGGUUCUACCCUUGCCUACGGAUGAGCCAGUCCUCCUCAUCGGAGCAGGAGGCCUAGGUCUCGCGGCUAUAGCCGUGCUGAAGGCAUUCGGACACAAGUCAAUCAUCGCCACAGAUGUUGCCGACGAGAAGCUGGAUGCAGCCACCGCCGCCGCGGCCACGAAGACGGUCAAUAUCUCCGGGCCCUCGGCGACUGAAGACAUUCUCGCGGCAAUCAACGGGCCCGUGAUCGCCGUGAUCGAUUUCGUCAAUAGCUCAAUCACGGCAAAUCUGGCCAACGGCAUAAUUGCAAAGGGGGCCAAAUGGCUUCAGGUUGGCGUCAUGGGAGGCUCAAUUGAGUUCUCCCUUGUGGCCAACAUCUUUAAAGGCUUGACCAUCUUCUCAAACAUCACUGGAAACCUGGAACACUUUCGACAAGUCGUUCAGCUGGCUAAAGAAGGCAAGCUUAGCCCCGUUCCGGUUCAGACGAUGGACUGGAAUUCGGCAAAUGAAAUACUAGUAGAAGUGUCGUAAUUUCUGCAUUGGCAUUUAUGUGACGAGAUUUGGGUCGUAUUCCAGUGACAUCGGUUCGCGACUAGAGGCAGGUUGACCAGAAAACCGUUGUUGACGACCAGAAAACGUAUGUAGACACAAUCUCUAGUGGCAAACGAACUUGUCUCGUGUUAGUAGUUUGUUGAGCAAGUUUGUUCCUUGGUCAAUCUGCAGCGUAUCUUUUGUCCUUUCAAAAGGGUGUAAUGGAUUAUAUCCACCUCAGGUAGCUUCGGAAUGGACAGACCCUUUUUUCUUGGCAAUAGGUGCUUCAGACUCUUUGGGCGACCAAUACAUGCAAUUUACACCUGAGGUUGAGCAAGCCUUCCAAGAAAUAGAAAGGCACGGUUAGUGCGUCUUGACUCUUCGGGUGUGUUCUAAGAAGCGCAAAAAGAGAAGAAGACCGAAUCGUAGGCAAGAUUGGGAUACGUGUACCUUUCACUGAUU
Messenger RNA from Colletotrichum godetiae, 1484 nucleotides. RefSeq lists its product as uncharacterized. NCBI's taxonomy places the organism in Eukaryota, Fungi, Ascomycota, Sordariomycetes, Glomerellales, Glomerellaceae. The record is from RefSeq and is a predicted model, not a curated record. The transcript has 2 exons. The coding region runs from base 90 to 1022 and encodes 310 amino acids.